AUGGCUCCGAGCUUGCAGGAGCUGAUUGACUUCCUACUCAACGAGGUCGCCCUUUGCGGCAAUCAAGGCGCGACCGUUUCAGAAGUCCUCAAGGCUUCUGAAGCUUUUUAUGAGGAGAGAGCUUCCCAGGACACAAGCCAGCGACGUCAAAAUGUCGAUCGUCGUUUCAAAGCGAAGCUAUGGUCCUGGCUGACGCACCACCCAGAGAUUUCGGUGGGAAAGGAAAACCAGUGGCAAGAUCUUACCCUGGACGAUGUUGAACGGCUUGAAAGCCAGGGCCAGCAAACGCUAGAAUCUCCCGAAGCAGAGGAGACGGCACAUGAUGAAGAACCGGCUUCUGCUCCAUCAAUCGCAACGCAAGUACGAAUUUUCGUCUCGGCGGAGCGAACUUGGCAUGCGAUUGCCGGCCACGCGCCUGACGAUACUAAGGUUCCUGCCUCCGAAUUUGCCCUUUUGUCCAUCAUCGCCUCCCGCAAAUCAGCAGGCAUAGAUCAAGUACAGCUGGUAAAAGCCAGCGGCCAGGACAAGAGAUCCAUACCAAAGCGAACAGACGCCUUAUUGAGGAAGGGGUACAUCGAAAAGCGGGCUAUCCAAAUUAAAUCGGCUCGGACUAGCUUGUGCACGCAUCGCCGAUUCGUGAACGCCCCGCCGGAUUCUCAAAUCGCCACCCAGGAACGAACGCAUAUUGAUCUUGGGCUUUUCACGACCCGGCUUUUUGACAUCCUCAAAGAGCACAAAAUAAUUUCCCGCGAUGAUCUGAAAAAGCAUUUGGGGUUUCAAGACCGCUGGCGCUGGAAAAUCCUGUCUCGAGCUCUUCGAAAAUUCGAAAUGAUCGGAGUUCUCAAGCGCGUGAAAGCAGAGUCGCAAUAUCAAAAGUUGCAUCCAUGUGUCAUGCUCCUUCGUGAGCCAACUGCGAAGGAUAUAGAGAGGUUUCACGAGUCAGACGGUGGCGACGUCAAUGCUGACGCAGACGAUCGGGCAGAGUUAGAUGAGGAUCUAGAGCUGGAUACUAUUGAGCAAAAUCCUGAAGCAGACGAUGGAGACGUGGAUACCAAGGCAGAGAAACAUGUCGUGAGCUCUGGACGGAUCGUGCCAUCAUGGAAUCCAGAUCGCCCUUUACCGAAUCAAAUAUUUGACGCUGUCAAUAAAGCCGGUUUUCACGGGCUCACGAAUCAGGCUGUCAAUCGAAUUUGCUUUGGAAGCUUCUAUCGGCGACCAUCGGAGAGCAUGCUGCAUCGUUUGACUGAUUGCUGGCAAAUAUCUCAGCCACUUCAUCUCAGACACCUCACAAUUGUCCGAGACACAGCUAUCGAAAAGACUAUAAUUUUCUACCAGAACUUCUCAUUCGAAAGCUUCCGCAAACGUGUCGAGGCUGGCGAAGCAUCCUGGGAGUCCGUUGAAUUCCCAAACAAAGGCAAAAGAAAUAAUGAGAUCCCGGCAAUCGAUGCUACAGUUGAGCUUGACCAAUAUGGGCUACCUAUAUAUGGUCCCCCCAAAGGUCUAUUGAACAAUGGCAGAGCCAGUCUUUUUGAAGGGAUAGUGCAUGGUAAACCACCAGACUACUGUUAUUCUAGCAGUGAUCCUUCGGUAAUCCAGCUCCCGAAUGGAGAAUUUGGUAAGUCAUCAUUCACGCCCACCCCCUCUCCCUCCCCUCUCCCCGAAAGUCUAACAAUUGCAACUAACCAUGAAUUGCGACAUCAAGUUCUUAACGCUGGGCAUGUCAAAUUCCAGCCUGGGAUGAAGAGAAAGCCGGCCGGCCAAGCGACGCCUCUUCGUAUGUUUGGUCGUCCUAAAGGUUUGCUUAAUAGCAAACCGAGCGUGGCUGGGGAAGGAAGCCCUGAUCCGGGAACACAAGACAGUCCAGACUCUUUCCGACAGCCCAGGGGAACAAAGAAUAAAAAAGACAAGUUCCGGGGUCUUUCAAGGAAGGAGCGAUUUGAAGCACUGGGACUGGAUGAAACUUGGACCGAGUACAAAGCUCUUGUCAUGGACAAGCCCUCUCCUGGCGUUUACAUAACACCCCAGGGAAAGCGAAGACCCGCGGGCAAGAAGCAAGGUCGACCAAGAAUUAGUCGAAUCGCAGUCUUCAAAUCCGACAAGCUGCGCGACUUCCCAUGGUUUGUUCAAGAGUGGAGUGGCUCGGACGAAGAAGAUGAAGCAGCUGCGGAAGAGACAGCAACAGUAAUCACUUUGAAUGCUGAGGAAGUUCCUCUUAAUGCCGAAGAGGGGUCUUUAAACAACGAAGAGAGACCCUUUAAUGCUGAAAUGGCUGGUGACAUGCCCCGCGUCUCUUUGAAGCGAGCCCGAUCUGCUUCGAGCCUUGCUGAAACCCCUACUCCAGCCUCGAUGAUCUCACCGAAACGGAAAAGGGGUAGGCCUCGCAAAGAAGAUCAAUUGAAAGAAAAAGGCAAAGCCCGCAAACAAACCAAGGGCAAGCCUAAACAGAAGACGUCAAGAACAUCGGGAGCCACGAAUGUCCCUUCGAAAACACCAACUGCACCAGUCCUUAUCGAGAAUUCAACACAAGAGGAUGCCGCAACAACAACAACAACCAAGCAUUCUUUGAGCGCUGAAGACACUCAAGAAGCAUCAUCUAACAAACGCCAGCGAACCGCGUCGCCGGAGCGGGCUACUGUGACAAAUGGGACACAGUUGUCUAUGCCAGUCAACCCCGAUGUGCCCGUUAAACAGAAACCAACACCAGCAUCGAAGACAAAGACGCCAAUGGCUAAAGAAACUCCAGUUGGUGGUGCCACAAAGGAAAAGAGUCAAAAGGCCGCAGCGGACAGAGGUGGCUCCGUCAAUUUUCUUCGAAGGAAGAUCAUCUUGGGUAUCGUGGAGAAGGCGGGAGGCGCGUAUCCUGCCGGUAAUGAAAUCUGGUAUCCAUUUGUUUCUGAAUGGAUGAAUUUGAAAUACAAAGGGAAACCAGACAUGCGCACCAUCAAGGCAUCGAUCGGUUAUCUGGUUGAAACCGGCAAGCUUCGACAGCAUACCUUCAGCGGCAAAGAUCUCGCCGGAGUAAUGAUCACGAAGACGAUAAUUGCGAUGCCGGAAAUUGCGCCAGACGACCCGGUAAUCAAAGACAUGCAAGACAAAAUGCUGGCCACCGACCGCAACAACCCGAGGGUUUCUUUCUCCCCAAAUGUUACCGUGCAUCCUGAUUUCUCCAAACCUAGCAACAGCGCGGUUGGGAAAAGGAAAUUCGAAUUACCGGUUGUCUCGGGUACCCAGGUUCAUCUGCAAUCAGUACCGGCUUUCGUUCGUACGGCUGAAAGGUUGCGAAAACAGAGAGUCGAACGAGCGUUAUACAAACGUCUCAUGAAGAAGAACCAUGACUGGGAUUCUGAAAAUGAUGAGCCCCUUGGGCCCGGGCGACUCAAGCGACUUCGUGGUCCACGAGGAGAUCCUGGAUCGACAAAUAUCGUCAGGUCGAAGCGGACGGAUGGCUGGCUACGGCGCUUGCUUUCGACGGGGCUUGGGCAGAGGAUUUUCAGCUUUGGGCCGUAUGCAAUGCUUAUGAAUCCACAUCAGACAUUUCAUCCCAACACAGGCACCUUCUCUACGCAGCCUGCCAGUGGCCUGGACCCGAAUCGCUUGAUGAAGAAAACCCCAGCCAGGACUCCGUUUGUUACGAAGAUCAUUGGGCCGCGUGCAAUGCUCAUGAAUGCACAGCAAAUAUUCCACCCUAGCACAGGCACUUUUGCUACGUACUGCGGUCGGAACUUGACCCCAGUGAUGAGGAAAAGCGCAAUCAGGUUUCCAAGUUCUAUUGGUGAUAUCUCAAAAUUGGCGACCACAUCUUCGGAUGACUACGACUUCUUCAAAACCGUUGAUCAAAUCGCCAGAUGGGAACUCAACAAUGAGGAAAUGUUUGAUAACACGCCUGCUGAUGGGCAUUACAUUUCGCAUGCUGUCAGUGAUAACUUCCAGAGUGCUCCCACUGGUGGUUUAAUCCGCUUUGAUGUCGAUGAGCCGGCCCCAGAGCCUAGACGGGGCAGGAGACGUCUGGUGAGCCAGAGAGGACAACCAACGAAGGGGCAACCACGCCGCGAACGACGAUUGCAGAUGGUCGAUGCGUUUAUGGCAGCCUCUCAAAAUACCCAGCCAAUUAGGCAAGCCGCACCGUCUGCACCCCGACAUGGCAGGCGACGCAAUCUCCAACCGAUCCCUGAGUCCUUACAUCGAAAGAUCAUGCUUGCCAUCGUUGCUGUGCGAGUUCUAGCAGGAGGGUCAGAAUCCAGACACGUCGAUUGGGAUCUUGUGGCUGCUUGUUUUCCCGGUCAUGAUGCGCAAACCAUGAUUGACCGGGGGCGAAAUGUCCUCAGCAAAGCCCGCUUGCAAAUCUUGAAGAUGCAGCACGACUUCCAGGAGAAGUUCUUAGAGGCCUACGCUAAGGACGAGGUGCCUCCAAUUGACUACGCGAACCUGGAAAAAUAUCCUUGGCCCACCUUGAUUGAAUGGGCAAACUUCCAACUCGACGUUUCCACGUCCGAGAGGGCUCCUUCUCUCCCGGCAACCCGUGAACAAUUUGAUGAAAUCUUCGUCAUGCGCGAGGAACCCAUCCCUACCGCUGAUGAGAUCUUCAUCACCACCUCCGGCAUUACCGUUAACCAAAAGCGCGCAAUAAUGUCUCGAGUCCCAUUUGCAGCGACGAUAGACAGCGGCACCGAGAUUACGCCAAGUCGACGACAGGACGAACUCAGAUGGAACGAACUCGUCAAGUCAUUUGUUCGUGCCAACAUUGUCACUCCAGAGGAUUCACACGAUCCCAUCAAAGCCAAGACAACCCUCCAGCGCUUCGGCGAACAUUGUGUCGAAUAUGCAGUGCAGACCCUGAUCCGGGACCGUGUCAUCAUCACGAGUAAUCAUGGUCGUGUCACACCAGGCCGCAACUACGAUAUCACCGAAUACAUGCUCCAGCAACUGAACCGCAAACGUCUCAUCGAAAUUGGCAUUCUGAGAAACGCCGCCAAUUACAAGUCAUCCGUUGUUGACCCGAAGCUGCAACAAGAGGCUUUCCUCGACGUGGAGUACAUUGCACCAGACGCUCACAUCCUCGCCAUAGUCAACCUCUUCGCCAAUGGCCGCGUCGAUCUCGUCCCACGUGGAACCCCAAGGAACAAAUUCGGUCUUACGGAUGAUGGAUAUCUCACUCGACAAAUUGACAAAGCCAAGCUCCACUUUGCGGUUGAGGUGCGCCCGAGAGAAUCCUAUGUCUACGGCAACCCCAUUCAAGAGAUUGCCGCCAAUACUCGACGACCGCCGCUAUCGGCCCCUGUCAUUGGGGAGAUGCGGAUGAUUCCGCUCUGGAUGGAUCUCAACGGCCAUCUGGUACGUCCGUUGUGGGAAAUGGCUGUUUCAUCGAUCCUGGGAUGCUUGGCGUUGCGUGAAGGAAUCUCUGCCAAGGGCAUUGGCAGCAUGAUCAAGCCAUCUAUGGCCCCUUGGGAAAUCGAACUUCUGCUAGGCUGGCUUGCAGAAAUCGGUGUUGCGCGAAAAUGGCAAUGCGGCAAAGAGACACGGUGGAAAGUACUGGAGUGGUGGUGGCUAACUGUCCAUUGA
Penicillium argentinense is the source of this 5559-nucleotide messenger RNA. RefSeq lists its product as uncharacterized. The transcript has 3 exons. Gene Ontology annotation, molecular function: DNA binding. The coding region runs from base 1 to 5559 and encodes 1852 amino acids. Lineage: Eukaryota; Fungi; Ascomycota; Eurotiomycetes; Eurotiales; Aspergillaceae. The record is from RefSeq and is a predicted model, not a curated record. Gene Ontology annotation, biological process: transcription initiation at RNA polymerase III promoter; 5S class rRNA transcription by RNA polymerase III. Gene Ontology annotation, cellular component: transcription factor TFIIIC complex.